AUGUCCAACAUCCCCCCACUGACAGGCUUUGAUCGUGUGAACCUUCAUCUCACUACCGUGCGCCGAAUUACCCACCACCUCGCCGACCCGCAGUGGACCAGCAAUCCAGCAAUCAUCACAAAUGAAGCAAGGGAAGGAGUGGCACACAUUCGCGAGGCCUUACUCGAGAUACGACAAUUGAGGGAUCAGCUACAGGAAUGA
Messenger RNA from Penicillium cosmopolitanum, 201 nucleotides. RefSeq lists its product as uncharacterized. The coding region runs from base 1 to 201 and encodes 66 amino acids. The transcript has 2 exons. The record is from RefSeq and is a predicted model, not a curated record. NCBI's taxonomy places the organism in Eukaryota, Fungi, Ascomycota, Eurotiomycetes, Eurotiales, Aspergillaceae.